Annulohypoxylon maeteangense is the source of this 1393-nucleotide messenger RNA. RefSeq names its product translation initiation factor eIF4e. The record is from RefSeq and is a predicted model, not a curated record. The annotation marks the transcript as partial. The transcript is spliced from 3 exons. NCBI's taxonomy places the organism in Eukaryota, Fungi, Ascomycota, Sordariomycetes, Xylariales, Hypoxylaceae. Gene Ontology annotation, molecular function: translation initiation factor activity; RNA 7-methylguanosine cap binding. Gene Ontology annotation, cellular component: eukaryotic translation initiation factor 4F complex. Gene Ontology annotation, biological process: translational initiation.
AAUGAACCUUACCCCUUUUACACCCGCACCUGCCCCCCUGAAGCUGUAGGUAACACACCUACGACACCACUAAAGCAAGCAGCAACGUGCUGCGGUCAGGAACAGGAAGUCUUGGCAACUUUGAACCCCACCACCAGCACCAGCAUCCAUCAUCACCAACACCCAAAAGCUCACACCCAACCCCUCCUUCAGAUAAUAGAACUCAUCAUGGCCACGCGACCGAGUUUAUUCACCAGAGGACUCUCCUCCCUCUCCCAGAGCACCGACGCCAACUCCCCCAGCGUCAGCUCGCCCGCCGAGCAACGAGACGAUGCGAAGCGCAACUUAUUCAAGACCAUGCGCCCGCUGCCCACCCAGCAUUACUGGAACGUCUAUUUCGAUAGACAAGCUAAGGAACAGAAGAAGGACGAUGACAGCGCCUACCAAGCCUCGCUCGAGCAGCUAGGCACGCAGAUCGAGUCGGUCCAGGAUUUCUGGCGCUACAAUAACAACACCCCCGUCGACCAGAUCAAGAUGCGCGAGUCCAUCUAUCUAUUCAAGAGCGGCUUCAAACCCAUCUGGGAAGACCGUCGCAACGUGCUCGGCGGCAGCUGGACCUUCCGCGUGCCUAAGAGCUCCGGACCGGACUUCUGGACCCGCGUGCAGCUGAUGGCCAUCGGCGAGAAACUACAGGAGGCCGUCGAAGAGGGAGACACCAUCUGUGGCGUCGGUCUAUCCGUCCGCUUCAACUCGCACCUCAUUUCCAUCUGGCACCGCGACGCGUCGAAGAAGAAGUCGAUCGAGAAUAUACUCCAGGCUGUCCUUGACGACCUACCCCCUGAGCUGACGCCGAAGUCCGAUAACUACUUCUACAAGAAGCACUCCGACCACCCCGGCUUCAACCCGCCCCCGGAGCUGCAGGCCGUCCUGGAUUCCCAGAAGAAGGCUCAAGAGGCUGCGGCGGCGGCGACGAAUGAUAACGUCAAGGUUACGCCGGCUGAGUAGAUGUCUCCGUAGCAGGAGGGUUAGUAACGGAACAGUUUGAAUCAUGAGCGCAGAGUAUGCUCAGGUCGAUACUCUGCGGGAAUCUAUGCAUGUGCAUCGGGCGAAUAUCGGAGGGAUUCAGUUGCGCGGUUGAUGAUGUCUCUAGUCUCCUUUCCACUAUUCAAGGCAAGGCGAGGUUUUUGCAUUUUUCUCGGGCGUUUGCUGCGGAUAUGCAUGAGUGCCGGAUCUUCUCGAGGACAUUAGAUCUUAGAUUAGGUGCUGAUACGAUGGAAUUGAAGUCUCAUGGAUCAAUGGAAUGACAAUAGUUUUAAGGGUAUUCGUUGUCGUGAUAUGAUUUUGGGGCGUUAAUGGAAGGUCGUGAUGUUCAUGCUCACUAAGACGAUAUAUUUGAUUUUACAGUCAACCAAAG